AUGGCUCAGAGUAGGGCAGUAGAGUUAAUUUUUUUAGGAACAGGUACGUCAAGUUCAGUACCAUCUAUUCAUUGUUUGACACAGAACCCGCCGACUUGUUCUGUUUGUAUCGAUGCAACAUAUUCUCAGUCUAAAAACCGCCGAAGGAAUACAGGUGCUGUAGUCCUUAUUAAAGAUUAUAGUGGAAAUCGUAAAACGCUUGUUAUUGAUUGUGGAAAAACAUUUCAUGCAGAAGCAACAUUGGAAUAUUUUCCUCGAUAUUCUUUAAGAAAAAUUGACGCAUUGUUAAUUACUCAUGCACAUGCAGAUGCCGUUAACGGUUUAGAUGAUUUAAGAGGAUGGACAUUAGGAGGGUUAAUUCAAGACUACAUUGAUAUUUAUCUUACAUCAGAAACAAUGAAUGCUAUUUCUACUAUGUUUCCAUAUUGCGUAUAUUCUGAAAAAGCAACUGGCGGAGGAGAUGUUCCAUCUUUUCAAUUUCAUAUUAUAAGUCCGAUCCACCCUUUUACCGUUGAAUCCUGUGGAAAUAUAACUAUAUAUCCACUUAGGGUUCAGCAUGGUAUGUUUCAAAACGAACACGGUAUAAAACUUCCGUUUUAUAUUCUUGGAUAUCGUAUAGAUAAUUUAUCUUAUAUUUCUGAUGCAAAUGACAUUCCUGAUGAAACGGUUAAUAUUAUUAGGGGGACUGAAUUUUUAGUUUUGGAUUCACUAAGAGAACGACCUCAUUUAUCUCAUUUUUCAAUUUCUCAAGCACUUGAUUUCGUAUGUCGUUUGAGUCCUGAUUUGCCUAAAAAAAUCUUUCUUAUAGGGUUUGAUCAUUCAAUACCACACGAUGUUUUAGAAAAACGACUUAUUCAAGAAGCUCAAAGUGGCAUCCUUAAAGAUACUUGGGUUGCACCUGCAUAUGAUGGAAUGCGUAUUUGUUUAGUCGAUUCGACAUUAUAA
Molecule: messenger RNA, 945 nt
Organism: Pneumocystis jirovecii RU7
Lineage: Eukaryota; Fungi; Ascomycota; Pneumocystomycetes; Pneumocystales; Pneumocystaceae
Exons: 9
Coding region: 1-945 (314 amino acids)
Source: RefSeq, a predicted model, not a curated record